UGUCAAAAUAAAUAUCAUUUACUUCAUAUCCUGUCCUCCUUCGUUUUAAAACUAUUUGAAAUAACAGUUUCAACGGUGAAACUCGUUGAGAAAACUUAAAAAGUGAUUGCGUCUGCUGAAAUAUAUUUAAAAUUCAUCAGUCAACUGUGUGCAACAGACGUCCAAAGCGACCGAAAUAAAACUUUUGUUCAAAGUUCUUUGUGUGGUGCAUCGGUGCAUUCCGUUACGAAGCCAUGGAAGUCGCAAACAAAUCUACCGAAAUCCGUUGCCAAGAGAUGUCCAAGGGCGGGCUGGCGUACGAGGUGAUCCUCGCGGAGCCAAUCGGCGUGCCGGUGCCGCGCCGCGCCGACUCGCCAACAGAGAAGACGCCCUCUGUCGAGGAGAUUCAAGAGAAACUGAAGGCGGCUGAGGAAAGGAGACGUAGCCUGGAGGCGAGCAAGAUGGCGGCGAUCGCGUCAAAGAUGGCCAAGAUCGAGGAGGCGUCGCGCAUCCGCAGCGAGCAGACCAACAACUUCAUCUCGACCACGAAGGAGGCGCUCGACGCCAAGAUGGAGAACCACGAGGAGAAACGCGAGGCGUACAUCAACGAGCUGCGCGCCCGGCUCAAGGACCACCUUGAGGGCGUCGAGAAGACCAGACUGACCCUGGAGCAGCAGACGGCCGAGGUGUACAAGGCGAUCGAGGACAAGAUGGCAACGGCCGCGGACAAGCGCGACGAGAACAUUAAGAAGAUGCUGGAACGCCUCCGCGAACAUGAGGAGCAAGUGCGCAAGGUACGCGCCGGCAACCAGGAGCGGUUCCAGCAGCUGGAGAGCGCUAUCCAGGACAAGCUGCAGCAGGCCGCCGACCGCCGCCUCAUGCUGGAGGCCGAGCAGAAGGAGAAACUACGCAACCACAACAAUAAGCUCGCCGAAGUGCGCUCGGUAAUCACCGCCAAAAUGGAGGAGAUCACGAAGGACAUCGAGACCAAACUGACGGCCGCCGAACAGAAUAGGGAGAAAGAGAUGCAGAAGAAACUUGAUUUUGUUAAGAAGGAGGAGCGACGCGCGGAGCUGGUGCGGCAGAACAAGAGCGCGCGCGCCGAGAGCGAGACCGUGGGGACCGCCGUCCCCGGCGCUGCUGCCGCCGCCGCCGCGUCCUCCGGCUAGGCGGCCGCGCACGCCGCGCCUCCGCGCACUCGCAGCCGCGCCGCCUGCCCGGUGCACUCUGCACGCUCAUACACACACUCACACUCCGUACUCAACCAAACUUAAUAUUGUAACGCUGGACUAGUCCCUCCACACGUGCCACACUAACUUUUUUUUAAUCACACCAUAAACUGUCAAUAAUUUCGAAAAAAAAAAUGAUGUUAGAAAUCCUUAAAAAAAUGCUAUCGUAACGGUAUAAUAUAGCCGUUCAAACUAUAGUAUGCUUUAUAAUAAAUGCAACGUCAUUUUUCGUGUUCAUAAGCACGAUGUUGGCAUGAUUGUAUCAAUUAUGAAAUUACACGAAUCAUUAUAAACUUGUUAUUACAGAGUUACUGUGACACGUGAAGUGCGGACCUUUCCAGUACUAAUAAAUAUAUUGCACGCUGCGUAUGGCGGCUUCGAAUAACAAUUAUCGUUGUGCACUACGGCUAGGGUUACCAUUAUGGAACUAAAAAAUUCCAGCCAACAUGUCGAAUUUAAAAAAAAAAACAGUAAAACAAACUGACAAUAGUGCUAAAAUAAUACGUCCCACACGCAGCGUAUCUUUUACAAUGAAAACGAGCGAGUAAUUUAAGUCUAAUAUAAAACAUAUUCCAAACAAAUGGUAACCCUAGUUAUGGCUAAAUUAAGAGGAAAAAUGGCCAAUAACAGACUUAAAAAUAUUCAGAGCGGGCUCAUUUACAUUUGCAACAUGAUACACUUCACAGUCUAUAAGUGGAUAAUAUAAAAAUUACUGGCAUGCUUAUAUUUGGGGUCAUAAAUUAUUCUAAAUUAAUUUACACUAUGAUACAUAAAAGACAAAUAAAUUGACCUGUGUGAUUUGUUAAUGGAAUAAAAUUACGUAUUAAUAGUAUUACACAGUGGAUAUAUACACAGGUGUAACAGAAAAUAAAAUAGUAAUGUCCAACAUCCUGUAAACAUUUUAAACAUUUCCGUGGAUCUGAUCUUUUAUCCAGCAAUAUGGGUCAAUAUAGGAUUAUAUUUUGAAGGUUAUUUUACUAAAUCAGGCUAAGGAAAAGAGAAAAAAAUGUCCUAUUUCUAUCCAUGUUACUUGGAUGUUUGGCUUCAUGAAACACUUUUAAGAUUGUUAUAUACUGGGACCGAUUCUGAAACGCAAUUUAUCUAAACCUAAUAUUUUAAUUUGAUUAUUUCGCAAAAAUCCUGUUUUAUAUACCAUUAAUAACUAAAAUUAUAAUAAUUUUGAAAAUUAGUUCAAAUCUAGAUUCUUAGAAUAAAGAUUUUGUUGCUAUAUCAUAUUCUAAUUUCAAACAUAGGUUUAGAGAAAUGACUCCUCAUAAUCGGCCCCACUAUCUGAUCUGUUAUGUCUUGUUUACAAGUUAUCUGUCUUUAUUGUAUCAUAUCUAAGCGCAGUAUUGAGCUUGGCCGGUCCAUUUCGUUGUUGUGUGCGCGAGGCGCGGAGGCACUAUUACCACCCGAUGCGUCGGUGUUGUAACGUUGGUUAUUGUGAUAUACAUACCCUCUGUGCACGACAGCAUUCUCGCAAUACUUGUGUUACACCCGGACGCGCUUACACCACGCCACCAAAUAUUCCCCACGUGAUCAUGCUUACGACUAUCAACCUUUAUUUUCACCGGUACAUUGUCGCCGUUUUAAAAUGAAAGGCCUAUAUUAUUGAUGUAAGUAUAUGUUUUUGGGAUGAUCUCAACGAGAACCGACUUUUAGUAUUCCGGCCACAUUUUGUUCCUUAGAUAUAUCGCGUCACGGUUGGUUUACUAAAAGUUGGCCAGUUUAGGGUUCGGUACCUGUUAGACGACUAAUCAUUCGCCUGGAUAUUAAAUGUUUACAGUAAAUCGAGUGUUGUUGUCGCGGAGGCUAAGUAAAAAUGUGGUACGGAACCCUCGGCAAAUGAAUGUAGUGACGCACGAACGGGCGCCGGGCGGGUCGCGAGCGGGUGGGUGUGGAGGGGAGGGGGAGGGGGAGGGGGGAGGCCCGACGGGGACCAGGCACCAGACCCCGUCGCUAGUUUAUAGACUUAUAUCAUUAUUUUUAAUGUUUAUCAUACGCAACUGUAACAGUAUUUUAGGGAAGUAUAAUCUAAAUUUAAGUUUGUCUCAUUAAAUCGCCGUUCGCUAUGACUGUCCAUUGUAAUAUAAUGUUUUAUGAGUUACGUCGUCGAUUAUUUAGGAGGGAUGCCGUGUCGCGGGUUCGCUGGAUCGUGAAGUGGUUGCGCUCGGCGACGGCGUGUUGCGUCGCGUGUUGCGACACGCGUCACGCGUCACGCGUCACGCCACACGCCGCAUCGUCUAGUCUACACGUUUAAACUAAAGGCGUCCGUAUUAGUAGUAAUCUUCCCGUAAUGAUCUCAAAUGGUACAGUAUAGUCGGAGGAUAGUCAACAUCGGAAGUGCCUCAGUAUAAUUCGUAUAUCGGAUCUUGAAUAAUAUCAAUAAAUAAGUAACAUAUAAAACUGCCUUUCAUAGGGUUUUAUAUUUUUUUAAACGUAGUGGGCGGGCGCCGGGCCGCUGGUAUGGUGUGUUGGACACAAACCGCUUCUGUGAUGUUUUUGCUCUAGUGAUAUGUAUAUGUAACGCGACGCGUCACGUCCGCCAAUGCACAAAUGUUGCGUCUCAGAAGACAAAUUUAAUUCACCUAAUUACAAAUCACUUUAAGUCGAAAUAAUUUCAUUACAUCCAAUUGUUGAUUUCGUUGUUAAGUUUAUAACAUACAAUGAAUGUAUUAUCAAAUAUAUGAUUCACUUGAAGUUGUCAGCUUUUGUACGGCGCAAGAGUCACUCCAGUCGCAGUCGAACCUAAUUUAAACAACUUCAGGUCGAUCAAACUCUGUGACUGUGUGUGUAUUAUACUAAAUAUGACAAUGCCGCCAUAUUAAGUAUAAUCGUGCAUUACACAUUUGAUUCAUUAGGUAUUAUAAACUAAACAGAAUUCACCGGUUAAAUGGUUUACAAUUGCAUAUUUCAACCUUAAGAGUAUUGUUGUUAUGUUAGGUUGGGUUAUUUCUUCUGAUAUACAUCCGGCACAAAGGGCGUGGACACGCGAGUCGCGUGCGUUAAGUGAGAGUAUUCCUGUAUGUAUUUAAUAGUAUAUUUUUGCCAUUCAUUUAGCGAACUGUUUUAACGUCAAAGAUAAUAAUUGUAUAUAAUAUUAAGAGACGCUUGGCGCGUGGAGCAGUAGGUAGCGGGCGACGGAGCGCGGCGGGGCGAGCUGCUUGCCUGCUUCUCUAACUAACGCUAUAUAAUAUGACUAAGGGAACUAGGUGUAAGUUACUAGCUUGUUUCUCGGUGAAGACGUGAAAACCUCUGACCAAUUUGCCUUGGGUAUUGUGUAGCCUUAUAGAAUCUCACAAUCGAGACAAAUCAUGUAUGGCGGUGCAAGUUUUAGCUUACAUAUUGUAAUUAUAUUUUAUGAUUAUUGACUGUCCUCGUUUUACAUAUAAGUUGUGCGUACCUAACGUUAGUCACUCUCCUUGUCUCUUAUAGUGUUAUUACCGUUUAUUUUAUAUUUUAUAUGAUUAUUAUUAAUGUGCUUUAGUUUGUGAGGUAUAUGAAAAUUGCUGUUUGAAGUGCAGGCAACUUUUGUAGUUUCAUUGUCGUAACGAAUAAAGUCAUAAAUACUAAA
Messenger RNA from Galleria mellonella (greater wax moth), 4782 nucleotides. RefSeq names its product inner centromere protein B (gene stai). Lineage: Eukaryota; Metazoa; Arthropoda; Insecta; Lepidoptera; Pyralidae. The record is from RefSeq and is a predicted model, not a curated record. Gene Ontology annotation, biological process: neuron projection development; microtubule depolymerization; regulation of microtubule polymerization or depolymerization. Gene Ontology annotation, molecular function: tubulin binding. The transcript is spliced from 7 exons. Gene Ontology annotation, cellular component: neuron projection; cytoplasm. Bases 234 to 1148 code for a protein of 304 amino acids.